AUGGGUUUAGGUCCCGAAGGGCUAAAAGAAAAAGAAACGUCUUCUGGUGCAGGAAUGAGGACCCUUGAAUCAAUGGUGCUGUUGCUACUGAUGGUGGUAUUUUUUGGGUACAUGAUGAUUUGGAUCAUGAUGCCCACCAAUACUUUCUACCUGAAUUGGUUUCCUCACAUUCUUAAAAAAACUGAUUCUACCUAUUUGGAGAAACAAGGUGCAGAGGUGCUUAUCUACCCAUUCCCCAUCCUAUUUAUAGCAACUGUGGGCUGCUUUUUGCUUCACAGGAGAAAGAAGAAAGCUCAUGAGAACAACCAAAGGGUGCAAUGGUCAUUUUGGGCAUCAUGGAAGAGACCGGCGCUGGUGAAAGGUCCUCUUGGGAUUGUUUCUUGGAUAGAGCUAUCCUUUGUGGUGAUGGUCAUUGCACUACUUGUCUGGUCCAUCUCUUCGUAUCUGCAUAAUAUGUUUGCAACCGCACACGCCGCAGUCAAGGGAGAGCAAGUGUGGGAAACAAAGUUAUCAAUUGUAGCACUAGCACUAGGCCUAGUUGGAAACUUCUGUCUAUCCCUUCUCUUCUUCCCUGUAAGCAGAGGCUCUUCCAUUUUGCAGCUCAUUGGCCUCACAUCAGAGGCAAGCAUCAAGUAUCAUAUCUGGCUGGGACACCUUGUCAUGACCCUCUUCACGGCUCACGGCCUCUGUUACAUCAUAUAUUGGGCCAACACAAGCCAAAUCUUCUUGAUGUUCAACUGGGACAACUUUGCCAUUUGCAAUUUGGCUGGAGAAAUCGCUCUGCUCGCCGGAUUAGCCAUGUGGGCUACAAGCUUCCCUCGCAUACGCCGCAAGAUGUUUGAGCUCUUCUUCUACACUCAUCAUCUCUACAUCGUCUUUGUUGUCUUCUACGUGUUUCAUGUGAAGUUCUCCUAUGCUUGCACAAUGCUCCCAGGCUUUUACCUCUUCAUCAUCGAUAGGUUCUUGCGUUUCUUGCAAUCACAACAAAGAAUUCGUCUGGUUUCGGCACGUGUUCUUCCAUGUGAGGCUGUUGAGUUGAACUUCUCCAAGAACCCAGGACUCAGUUAUUCUCCAACAAGCAUGCUGUUUGUAAAUGUACCUAGCAUUUCAAAGCUGCAAUGGCAUCCUUUUAGUGUUACUUCCAGCAGCAAAUUGGAUGCUGACAAGCUUAGCGUUGUCAUCAAAAGCGAAGGAAAUUGGUCUCAAAACUUGUAUCAGAAGUUGUCAUCCACUCAGCCCAUAGACCGCCUACAAGUCUCAGUUGAAGGACCCUAUGGACCUGUCUCAAACGACAUGCUAAGGCACGACACGAUCGUGAUGGUGAGUGGAGGAAGUGGCAUUACUCCCUUGAUAUCGAUCAUCCGGGAGCUCCUCUUUCGGGCCAAUAACUCAGGCACUAAGACCCCACAGAUUCUGCUCAUAUGUGCUUUCAGGAAAUCACUGGACCUCACCAUGUUAAACCUCAUCCUCCCAGUUUCAGGCACAGAUUUGGACAUUUCUUGCUUGCAAUUACAAAUUGAAGCUUAUGUGACAAGAGAGAGAGAACCCACAUCAAAUUCCCACAAGCACUUCCAAACAAUAUGUUUCAAGCCAGACCCUUUAGAUGUACCAGUUUCUGCAAUUCUAGGCCAAAACAGCUGGCUUUGGCUUGCAAUGAUAAUAUCUUCCUCUUUUGUUAUCUUCCUUGUGCUCCUGGGCAUCCUCACACGAUUUUACAUAUACCCAAAUGAGCAUGACUAUAAGAUGAUGUACUCUGAGUCUUCUAGAUCUGCUUUAAGCAUGUUACUCUUAUGUGUCUCCAUAGCCACAACUGCAACAGCAGGGUUUCUAUGGAACAAGAAACAGAGUGUCAAGGAGAUGGGACAGAUUCAAGCCAUAGACACAUCCACGCCGAUAACUACUUCACCAAGCGCAUGCUACUCCGGUGGUGAUCAAGAGCUUGAAAGCCUUCCCCAUUGGUCCUUUGUCGAAUCCACAAAGGUGUACUAUGAUAGAAGACCUGAUCUUAAAGGCAUAUUGUCUGAUUGUGAAGGUUCAAGCAUUGGGGUCCUUGUUAGUGGCCCAAGGAGGAUGAGGCAAGAAGUGGCUGCAAUAUGUUCAUCGGGCUUGGUCAACAACAAUUUACAUUACCAUUCCAUGAGCUUCAGUUGGUAAAACUGAGAUACUAGACACAGAAA
Messenger RNA from Prunus avium (sweet cherry), 2177 nucleotides. RefSeq names its product ferric reduction oxidase 2-like. Gene Ontology annotation, molecular function: ferric-chelate reductase activity. Gene Ontology annotation, cellular component: plasma membrane. NCBI's taxonomy places the organism in Eukaryota, Viridiplantae, Streptophyta, Magnoliopsida, Rosales, Rosaceae. The record is from RefSeq and is a predicted model, not a curated record.